AUGGAUGUCUUUCUCUUGAAGAAGGCCAGUGGGCCGGCAAAACUCACGAACGCCUGUCAAUGGAGAAGCAAGUGCGACAUUGACGAUCGCGACCUCGAGAACAAGCGCGAGCCAGUAUUGCAGUGUGACAAGCUAGGAAACCAGAAGCAUGAUAAAUUCCUUCAGUUUGAUUCAGGUAUCGGUCUCGACAACGGAAACUUUGUGUGCUGGAAAUUCGAAUGGUAG
Neurospora tetraspora is the source of this 225-nucleotide messenger RNA. RefSeq lists its product as uncharacterized. The transcript is spliced from 3 exons. The record is from RefSeq and is a predicted model, not a curated record. The coding region runs from base 1 to 225 and encodes 74 amino acids. NCBI's taxonomy places the organism in Eukaryota, Fungi, Ascomycota, Sordariomycetes, Sordariales, Sordariaceae.